AUGGAAACACCCAAGCAUCAUUUGGAAGAGCUGGUCAAUGGUGGCAGCCACGGCAAACAUGGCUCUGAGAUCUCAAGAGCCACCUCUCCAGCCGGGACCAUAACCAUGCAGGAUGGUCAUGCGAACGAUGGCGGAAAUCAGAACAAGCGCAACAGACCGCGAACAUAUCCUUACUUUUCUACCUUACCAUACCCGACGGAAGAUGAGGCAAAGAGACAGGCAGAUCUGGCGGAGAUACUGAAGCGUCUGUACAUUGCCAUCCAGGCUAGCGACUUCACUCCAGGUGCGGUACAUUGGACAAGAGAACUGCGCAGUUGGCUCUCACUGAAGUUCGAUCCCACCAAGGAGCAGCGUGUAAAGCUCGUCAGGCUCUAUUAUGAACUGGCUCUAGCUCCUGGGAUUGAUCCCGGCGUGGGCGAGCGCUUUGCCAGCAUGUUCAUGCUGCUCACCAAACGGAAACACUACUUGCGACCCUUGCUUGACCUAACCCUCGACUGGCGACCCCUCUUCCGAGAAAUCAAAGUAUUCGUGCUACCAAGCGAGUCAGGCUUGAUGCAGACAACAAACCUCAAGAGAAACAUCAAGACACUCAUUAAGAUCAGCUCGUUUGCCCAGCUCUAUUUUGAUCCAGAGGACAUCCCCGCUAUGCUAGAAGAGAUUCUCCCUCACUUCACAAUGUCCUCGACUGAAGGCGCAUUUGUGGUGAUAGGACUGCUCAAUAUGCUGCUGCCAACAGGACCGCCACCGCCGAAUCGUUCGGACCUGAACCCCCAGCGUUUUCUUCCCACCUUUUUCCACCUCUGGUCCUUGGUAAACCGAUCCCGGACAGUUGAUGUCGCCCUCGUCGAUCUUCUCUCACGCCUCGCCCGGGACUCGCUGCCUAGUAAACAAGUCGAGUUUUCCGAGUUUGGGAUAUUCACAGCUGAGCAGUCGACGCUGAUCACAACUGCCGUUCUGAGGUUAUUAGAGAUUCCUGUUGGGCAAUCCACAUCGCCUUACAGUGCUCUGGUGGACAUAACAGCGGGCAUGGGGUUUCUACUAGACCGUGAUUCGCGCAAGCACCCUGUCUCGCACCACAUCGCUCGCUGGUUUGUCAUGUCGUUAUCACCAGCUUGUCUGGAAAAGAAGACCUCGGUUCUUUCUCUCCUCGAGACUCUGAUCCAAGCAAUUGAGACAUUCUUCCAUCCAUCGAACUCUGGCUCCUGGACUCGAACUCUAGCCCAGCUUGUGUUCUAUCUGGCCGACUUCUUUGUCAUGCGGUGGAACAGGGAACGCAAUGGCGAAAUGGAGGUCCCAGAGGAGCGAAAGCUCAACGAAGCACUGAGAAAACGAUUUGUCCUCUGCUUGCGAGAAGUCAUCUUCAUGGGCAUCUAUGCCAAGAGUGGAACGGCCAUGAGCUAUUCGCUGUCAACCCUUCAGGCUCUAGCGUUCUUGGAGCCAGACUUGAUCCUUCCCGGGGCUCUCCAACGGAUUUAUCCCUCAAUGCAAGGACUUGUUGAGGUACACCGAACAAUUUCAUCUAUGCGGUCAUUGCAAAUAUUAGCGAGGACGAUGAUCAGAACAAAGGGCUAUCGAUGUCACAUCACAGCUCUCCUGGGACUGGCUCUGCCGGGCAUCGAUGCCAACGAUCUCGACAAGACUCUGUGUACACUGUCGUUCUUUGCGAAUGUCUGCUACAAUAUACCAUUCGAAGAUCUUUCCAAGGGCAGAGAGGAUGUCCAAGGUAACAUGCUGGCUAUGGAGUGGAUCACAGGAGAGAUGGAGCGAAUGGAGCAGGAGGGCUCUCAUGUCGAGUUAAAUUAUGCCGCCUUGAAUGAAAAGGACGAAGAAUUGAUACUUGCUUCGUCCACCGCCGGGUUUGGGGAGUUUGUUACAUCGUUCUUGGGCAGGGUCUUCACUCUUCUGGAAAAUUUGCCAGAUGCAGCGCGCGUCAGAAGUGGCUCUCCGGAGGAGAACAUUGUCAACACGCUGCCGGCAGCUUUCAUGCCCUUGCUAGCAUCUCUCUCACCGGAAUUGUACGACAUGGCAUUGAACAAAAUUGUUGACUUCGUUGCCAACCACGUCAUUCAUCAGUCGAGAGAUGCCAUGGCCUUCAUCUGCAACUGCCUAUGCAAGGUUGACCCCGAGAAGGCUUUGGCGAAAUUCGUUCCUGUCUUGAUCAGCGCCAUCCGCACAGAAAUCGAUGAGAAUGGCGCGGGCUCGACACGAAAUGCCGCCUCAGAUGUCCUGCCUCGAGACAGAGGCUUGGUAUGGAAUAUCAGCAUGCUCAGCAUGUGUGUGGUUCAUGUGGGCUCCGCGGUGCUGAAAUACAAGAAGGAGCUCUUCGACAUCGCCGUGUACAUGCAGCAAAAAUGCAAGGGUAUGCCAACUGUGCACGUUUCCAACUACGUGCAUCAUUUGCUGCUAAACCUUACUGUGACUUACACUGCCGACUACGCUUUGUAUGAACCGGAGAAGGUUAAGAAUGGGAUAACUGCAGAUCUCUGGGGAGUGGCGGAACCCCCAGCAACCAUCAAACCAAAGUGGCAUGUUCCAUGCAAAGAAGAGAUCGAUUUUGGUGUAGAAUUGUUCCAGAACCAGGCUGAAAGCGCAGUGCAACAUCUACAACGCCUCAUCGACGGUUCAUCCAGCAUUAAACGCGAUGGCAGCGGCAAAGAAUGGUCGGAUGAAGUUUCAAGGAACCUCGUUCUCCUCCGUCUGCUGCUCGCAGGGGUAUCAGUUCUCUUUGAUUCCAAAGGAGUCAAUGAGGGUCUGACCACGACUGCGACAGGCAUCGAUGCUGAUACUGACACCUCGAUGUCUCAUGCGAAUGGUCACGCUCCCGAACAAAAUAAUGAAGUUGAGACUGACGCUUCUCUUGAUGGCACGGACGAGACAUCGAUCAAACCCUCUUUCCAGUAUCCCGCAGGCGAGCUGCUCAAGCCGGAGGAUGCGAACUACAAGCUUCUUCACCGGCUUAGGCAGAAGAUUGGCCGUGUCCUACAUGAUGUCCACGUCUUUCUGACCCGAGAAGGGGAGGACGAUGUGUCGUCUUUCGCUCCCCUAUAUACAGCUUAUCGGUCAUGGUUCGUUGAUGUUGGCAUCGAGCGCUCAGCCCACGUUCUUGACAGAGUCACUCGACUGCUACACGCCGACGAGCAGCCGUACAAAGUGAGUGGAGUACGUAAGGACUACCCUCGCUCAAUACUCGUUCGACGUGCCAAUGUCUACCAUACCCAAAGGCUCCGGCAUAAUGCAGCACCUAGACCACGGUCAGAGCUCGACGAGCUGCUUCUGCUAGACCUUGCAGAGUCUGCUGUCUCUUUAUACACCGAAGUUCGUCGGAACGCGCAAAGUGCAGGCGAGUCAGCUCUAAAGGUGAUUUUUGGAGCUCGACUUUUCGUCAUCCCGCCCCUCAUCGCGGCCUUCCAGAAAGCAGUGGAGAAGAACGAUUUCCCCCGAAUCAAAGGUGGACUGUUUGCCUUGUUGUUUGGUAGUCUUGCAAAGACAGUGGGUAGACAUUGGAAGUACACUCCUGCCGUCAUAAGGACAUUCAUCGAGGCUAGCACUGCCGACAAACCUUCCAUCCAGAAACUUUGCAGCGGCGGUUUGUUCCAAAUUAUGGACUACGGUCGACCAGGCGAUCGACUGGCUAUUAUCGACCGCACAGUUGUUGACCCGUUUGCCCCCGAGGAAGACGUCGAUGAGAAAAUCGCAAAGAAAAAAGCGUUUAUCCUGAGCAAGCGUGCAAAUAUCGAGCGCAAGAAGGCAGAACUUGCGGAAGAGCUCAUUGAACUGACUCGCGUCUCACAUUGGAAGAAAGCCACUCGUGUAGCGACGCUAGUCAUGUCAUUAGGGAUGCGUUUUGACACAGUUGCUUCGGACAGCAUGAUUGAUCUGAUAACCCUGGGCACGAUAGAUCCUCAUCCGGGCCUGCGAGGAUUGUAUUCCCAAGGAUUGGUGGCUCUGUUCACCAUGACGGACGUGCGGGCUGUGUGCAACCACGAGUAUGCGAAUUACAUCCAGGCAAUUCAAGAGUUCCCCGCGAAAGUCAAGGUCGAGACCAGAGCCGGGGAAGAGUCGUGGACCGAAACAUUUUUGAAGGCAUUCUCUCAACCCGAUGCCGAGGUCUACAUUGACCAUGAUUAUCCCGGUUGGCUUGUGUGGUCAAAAGACAUGCCUGGCUACAAAGCCAAUGUGCAGAACGAUAUCAUCUAUGACGAACUGGAAUGGAAGAAACGAACAGUAAUCGGCAAGCACUUGGAUCGACAAUGGUUUGUCACCUUUUUCAAAUACCUGAAGCAGGAACCGCGAGACCAAUCAGCGGACAAGUUCCGCAUGGCCAGUGCUGCAAUGUUGACUUAUGCCUUCGAAUUGAUUAUCAGAGAUGGUCUAGCGGUGGCAACAUUCGAAGACAUCAAAGAAGAGACAUUGGCCGUUUUUGAGGACGGCAGCGACAAGCACCAACAUCGUGCAACAGCAGAGAUCCUGGGUGGUUUGGUCACGUCAGUGAUGGAUAACUCCAUUGAGCGGCGGACGAUGGUGUGGGAAUUCGCGUUCCCCAUCAUUCAGCGAGUCUUUUCGGACGGCCUGACUCCAGAGAAUUCCGGCUACUGGACGACUUUCCUUCAUAUGAUUCUUCAAUCUCGGGACCCUCGAAGAGCAUGGCCUUUGGUGGAGUGGCUAACUAGCUUCCGCCUUGACAUGGGAUCUAACGCUGCUUUCAAAGAGAGCUCAAAGAUUCAUCUCCUCCAUCAAGUCAUCUUAGAUGCAGGGUGGCAUUUCCAGCUGGAAAAGCCCAUCAUGGAGAACUUCCUAGGCCACAUUGAUCACCCAUACAAAGGCGUUCGAGAGGCUAUGGCUCAGACACUUGCUGCUAUUACCCGCACUCGAUACCAUGAAUCGUACAAGAAUGUCGAGGAGCUCCUCGAAGCCCAGAGAAAGGCGGGCCCUAUUGGGACCCAGCCCUACCUGCCAACCAAAGAAUUUGACGAGACCAUGAGCGAGAUUUUCGAGCGCUUGGACAAGUGGCGACAUGAACGCACCCCAGGUCAACAGACCCCUUCGGCUUAUACAUCUGGGAGCAAAACCAUACUAUUGUGGCUUGACUCGAUGCUCUCGUCAUACGAGUGCACACAGUUAUUGAAGUACUUCCCCAAUUUGUUUAUGGAGCAAUUCCUGCACAUGAUGGAUGUCAAGGAGGAUCCAGAGUUGCAAUCCCUGGCUUAUCAUGUCUUCCGUCACCUGCCGAAUAUUCCCCAUCGGAUAGGAGAGGAUCAAGCAUUGAUCGAGUCGCUGAUCCGCAUAGGGAGAACAUCUCCGUCAUGGCAUCAACGUUUGCGUGUCAUGAUCAAUAUGCAGAUCAUCUUUUUCCGACGCCUGUUCUUGCUGUCCGAAGAAAGUAAGCAGAAACUAUUCAACUGCGUGGCUGAUAUGCUCCAAGAUACACAACACGAGGUCCGUGCGGGUGCUGCCACGACCUUGUCUGGGAUGAUCCGGUGCUCGCCGCUCGAGCUGCGGGAGAGGAUGAUCAUCCAUCUGAGGGAUCGAUUUACACAAAUGCUCAUUGACAAUCCCCUACCGAAGAAACCCAAGGGCCAACUAGCCGGGCUGUCGUCAGCACGGACUUCAGGGACCAACACACCUACCCCUGAAGCACAGCGGCUUGUCAUCGUUCGCCAUGCGGCAGUGCUCGGGUUGGGCGCUCUGAUUCAGGCAUUCCCUUAUUCAAGUCCACCGCCGGCUUGGAUGCCUGACGUCUUGGUCACUUUGAGCAGCAAGGCGGCGAACGAUCCAGCAACUGUGGGCAACAGCGUCAAGAGCAUAAUUAGCGACUUCAAGAAGACGAGGCAGGAUACUUGGCAUAUAGAUGUCAAGGCAUUCAAACCAGAACAAAUUGAAGACCUCUCUGGUGUAUUGUGGAAGAGCUAUUUUGCUUAG
Fonsecaea erecta is the source of this 5919-nucleotide messenger RNA. Its product is annotated as proteasome activator subunit 4. Gene Ontology annotation, cellular component: cytosol; nucleus. Lineage: Eukaryota; Fungi; Ascomycota; Eurotiomycetes; Chaetothyriales; Herpotrichiellaceae. The record is from RefSeq and is a predicted model, not a curated record. Gene Ontology annotation, molecular function: peptidase activator activity; proteasome binding. Gene Ontology annotation, biological process: proteasomal ubiquitin-independent protein catabolic process. Bases 1 to 5919 code for a protein of 1972 amino acids. The transcript has 3 exons.